Messenger RNA from Antechinus flavipes (yellow-footed antechinus), 7365 nucleotides. RefSeq names its product solute carrier family 25 member 38 (gene SLC25A38). The transcript has 7 exons. Gene Ontology annotation, cellular component: mitochondrial inner membrane; mitochondrion. Lineage: Eukaryota; Metazoa; Chordata; Mammalia; Dasyuromorphia; Dasyuridae. Gene Ontology annotation, biological process: glycine import into mitochondrion. Bases 2289 to 3203 code for a protein of 304 amino acids. The record is from RefSeq and is a predicted model, not a curated record. Gene Ontology annotation, molecular function: glycine transmembrane transporter activity.
UAGAUGUUUAACUGUCUGGGGAGAUAUGCUCUCUCUCAGCCUCUAUGGAAUCUGCGAGGCCAGGAAUCAAAGGGAACAGAAUUUCAGAGUGUUAAUUUUACAGAUCAAAAGGGAACACAGUUUCACAACCCCAUCAAAUAUGUACUUGUGGUCGAGUUGGGACCUGAAUCCAAAUGGGCCAAUUUCAAUCCAGCCUUCCCAUGUUUAUAUCCAACUAGAAAAUCAAAUUAAUGGGUUUCUUGAAUGUAAAUGCCGGUAUUUGAGCCCUGACUCCUGUUUCCAUAUCCAUCAAUCUUAAGAGAGUCCUGUGGAGAACCUAGAAUGGGUCUCACCUGGAAAGAGGACAUCCUGGAGUCAGAAAAACUUGAACUGAAAUCCAAUCUCACAUGCGAACUAGCUGUGCAAACCUCACCACCUCAGUUUUCUCAUCUGUAAAAUGGGGAUAAUCACAAUCCUCCUUCCCAGGGUUGUGAGGAAGAAAUAAUAUUUGUCAAAUGGUUAGCAUAGUGCGGGCACGUAGUAGCCGUUAUGUAAAUGUUAACUGUUUCAUUAUUACCCAAAACAUUCUUGGUUCUUACAUGGGGGAGGGGCGUCCAUGAGCUUAGUCUUUUACUAUUUUGAUAAUUGCAUAUCAAUAUGACUUCUCCCUUUGCAAUGCCAUGUAAUUUAUUUCAUGAUUCUAAAAGCAUUAGUCUGAGAAAGGGUCUGGAGGAUUCACGAGACUUCCAGGAAAGUCCCCUGGGGACACAGAAAAGGUUAGGAACGGAGGAGUUAGAAGGAGCAUGGUGUAGACUGGGCUGUAAUAUUCGGGCUGGCUUUCUGGAGGUCCUCGGGAUCAGCCCCAGUCCUUGGUCUUAGUGGAGGAGUGAUGAAGGCCGGACAGCCACCACUAGCAGGGUCAAAGGUAGAAUGUCUCAUUUCCAGUCCUUCUUAGCCCUUAUGUACCUUAGUACAAUUACGUCAUUACAGCGCACUGAGCAUGUGUGAACUAGAGAACCAUUACGUCACGAUGCUAAGCGCUAAGUAUAGGUGUGAUCUAGAGAACCACCAUCUCCUCAAUUCCACUGAGUGAACACCGCGCUGUAAGUGUCCUUGUUUCACGUUUACUUCUCCAGAGUUCCGGCCCUCUACACUGUGCCUCCUUGCUACCUUAGGCAAAUAAGCGCCUAAUGUCCUCAGAGCCUCUGUUUCCCCACCAGGAAGAUUAAGAGGAUUCGCUUAAUUGACCGCUAAGGUCUUUUCCAGACCCAGGUAUAAUUUAGGAAAUGAAAGCUAGUCUCGCCCCUCCCCCUGAUGGUUAAUUACCACCAGUGCAGUUCUAGACAUUUCCACCAGGUGUCACCUGCCGCAAGGAUCAAUUAGCUCCAGCACGAAAGCUAACACCGGAAGCAGUUCCUCAUCCACCGAAAAAUAAGAUGUCGUGGGUCCGAUCCGCUGUGGCGUGACCGGUGCCGGGAGAGUAACCUGCCCGGCUCAGGGGGGUCGCAGCUUGGACAGCAGCGUGGCCGCAGCCGGCCCCGGGCCGCAGGCGCCUGCGCGGACUCCGAGCGCCGGCAGAGGAAGCUUGGCGGCGGAGAAGCCCCACGCGCGGAUAGGGAGCCGGGACGCUCCGAGAGACCGCAGCGCCCUCCAGCAGCAGCCCCGCGGCAGGCGGGAGAGCCUGGGAGAUGGGGAGAGACGAGCCGCCACGUCCGAGGAGCCGGUGAAUAGAGCCUGCUCGCGUGCGGAAGGAAGCCUCCCCCUCACCAAGCUAAAGCCCGCUACUCCCGAAGCCUGUGCUCUGUGUCCCCGGCAGCCCCGCACGCCGGCGCUCCUGCCUGCGCGCAGUACCCCCACACCUCGGGGGAGAAGCAGAGCUGGCCCAGGGCCGCCGGGGCAGGACGGCUCUGACGGGGAGCUUCAGGUGUAACCGGUUCGGAAACAGGACGAGAAGAACGCUAUUCAGCACUCACAUAUGAGCGCCCACUAUGGGCAGGCGCUGCUCCGUACUCUGCGAUCACGGAGACGAGAGUAUAAAUCGUGCCUUGGAGUGUUUACUUUUCACUAGAGAAAAAGAAGUUACGGAGAGAUAAGCCAGAGUCCCCUGGCGAGGGGGAGAUAAGCAGCCAACGCGGACUGCUUGGAGCGGCGUGCGCUCAGGAGAAAGGUCAUCAGUUACCCGCUUUCCUUCCCUUUGUAGCCCGGGCCACGUCCUGGGCCCCGCGGAGCCGGGAGCGACUUCUCGGGGACCCUGGCGGGCUUGCCCUGGGACGUGCCUCUCCGAGCCGGACCCGAGCACAGCCUCUGCGAUGAUCCAGAAGUCCAGGGCCCCGCUACUCAAAACUCAGGAUGUUGGAGACCGAGUGGAAACCCUUAUGUUGCAUCCUGCCAUAAAGGCCUUUCUCUGUGGUUCCAUCAGUGGGACCUGUUCUGCUCUUCUUUUUCAACCUCUGGACCUGCUUAAAACCCGGCUACAGACUCUCCAACCAGCAUACCAUGGGUCAAAACGCAUUGGAAUGGUAUCUUUGUUAUACAAGGUUGUUCGAACAGAGAGUCUGCUUGGACUUUGGAAAGGAAUAUCUCCAUCCAUUGCAAGAUGUGUCCCUGGAGUUGGGAUCUACUUUGGAACUCUCUAUUAUAUGAAGCAAUAUUUUCUCCUGGAGCAGUCCCCCACAGCCCUUCAGUCUGUCCUGCUGGGCAUUGGUUCCCGGGCUGUGGCAGGGGUCUGCAUGUUACCCAUCACUGUGGUCAAGGCGAGGUAUGAGAGUGGGAAGUAUGGCUAUGAGAGCGUCCAUGGCGCCCUGAAGAACAUCUAUCGCACUGAAGGACACAGGGGCUUGUUCAGUGGAUUGACAGCCACACUCCUCCGAGAUGCACCUUUUUCUGGGAUCUACCUGAUGUUUUACAACCAGACCAAAAAGGUUGUGAUGAAAGAUGAAUUGGACACAGCCCUCGUCCCCUUUGUGAACUUCAGUUGUGGGGCCUUUGCUGGCAUUCUGGCAUCACUGGUAACUCAACCUGCAGAUGUUGUCAAAACACACAUGCAGCUGUCUCCAGAGAAAUUUCGGAGAAUUGACCAAACUGUGACAAUCAUCUUCAAAGAUUAUGGGCUAGUGGGCUUCUUCCAUGGCGGUGUUCCCCGUGCCCUUAGGCGAACUCUUAUGGCAGCCAUGGCAUGGACGGUCUAUGAAGAGAUGAUGGCUAAGAUGGGUUUGAAGUCUUGAAAGAAUGGAGGGAGAAAUGGUGGGACCAGCCUGUUUCACUGCUACCAUCUGCUCCUUUGGGGCAAAACUGAGGUUGCUAAGCCAGAGCUCCAGGCAGAACUGAUUCACCUUCUGCAGUCAAUUUAUAAAGGACAUGGAAGUAUUUGACCGUUUGAAGCAUUCCAAGGGGCUCAACUUGCCAUAAACUGACUUUGGGUUGGGAAUGGGCUAAAGAUUUUUUGUAUACCAAGCAAAUCUACCUGUUCAAGGCACGUGGUACCCAGAAAAAAAGUUCUCUGUAGAAUCCUUUUCCUGGAGCCACCUACAUGUUUAGGAUGGGCUUUUGCCUAGUUGGAGGUAUACUUGUGACAAGACAAUUAGAGCCCAUUUAUUGGGCUGAGGGGAAUCUCUGUGAAUUGCAAUGUUAAAUUAUUGAGGAGCUGAUGAGUGGACACAAGACUUUCUCUAUUAGCAACUUUUGGUUUAUAACUAUAAGGGAGAAAAGAAACUCUUGUUUCAAUUGAGUUCUUAAUUGUUCUGAAGAAUAGAUAAAUUUGGAUUCCUCCUUGUUCCCCAUCAAGAUAAUUAACUUGUGUUUUGGCUUAGAAUGUUACUUUUGCCUAGACCCUAAGCUAGUUAAACAAGCUGCUUUGACAUUUUCAGCAGCCAAGGUUGGGAUUUGUGAAAUUAAGCACUUUAGCAUUCACAUUAUUGAAAGCUGCUUAGACUACUUAGCUAGUGUUUUUCACUUGUCUUAGAAUGAUACAAUCUUUCAGGAAGGAGGCCUUCUUUCUAAUCUAAUACUUGUAAUGAACACUGGUUUUUGACUCCAUUUCAAAUUAGGAAAACUUUUUGUGUUCUAUGUUGUGUAUAGCCAAAGCAAUAGAUCCAAAGACCCUUUUCAAGGGGAAAGAAUGAAGAUUCAGUAUUGCUAGUUUAGAAGCAUUUUAGGAAUUCUCACUGAAUUCCUGCCUCUCCACACCCAUGGAAAGCUCAGCGCUGCUUUCCCAGGUUUCACAAAAGCUCAACUCGGGUAUCUCCUGUACUUGGGCUAUUAAACGGGACAGAGACAACUAAGUUUACAUAUUUAAAUUCAGAAAUUAUUUAACUCUUAGAAUUUUCAUUGUGUUUCAUAUUAAAAUACCUUUCCCUUGACAGAAAAUAAGUAUUUUGGGAGGCAACGGGGAGGUGAGAGGUAGAGAGAAAUGUCUUUUUCUACCUGAGGACACCAAUGUGUGGUUUUGCCGAAUUCCCUAAUUUGACAUAAGCCGUUACAACCCUAUUCCUUUUUGUGCCAUAUGAUUGGGAGAAUAGGAAUAGACUAGGCUUUUGAGGAAUCUGAAAGGCAAGGCAAAUUUUGGUUUUGGUUUUGGUUUUUAAAUAAUAAGCAAUUUGCCCUUAUGAUGGAACUUUUUAUUUGUCCAAUAAUUGGGGUGAAGUCAGAUUAAAGUGGUAAGGGAUAGGACGUACCAUGCUUCUAAUUUUGGCACAUGUGAUGAGCUCUUUGGGUCAUUAAGUGGUUAUGGAGUUAUUUAUUGCACUUUUCCCCAGGCCUAUGUUAAGGUAGUUACUUAAUGGGUCUCCCUCUUGACAAAGGAAUGCUACAAUUUGCUUUGAAGAAAGUUUGACCUUGCUGAUUGUGGUGAAGUUCUUCAAUGCUUAUAUUUGGUAUUUUUACUCCCUAAGAAGGAAAGAAAGCUGUAUUGGGGAUUUCAUUUGUAUUUUUCCAAUGUGUGUGAUUUCAAAACUGGUAAAAAUGUAGUGGACUAACAGUCUUAACACCUUAUGUUGCGUGUGUUUCUGGCAUUACAUCAAAAUAAAACCUAAUGAAAAUGAGGUAAAUAGAAAAUUCUAAGGGUUUAUAUAGGUGGGAAAGUUAGCACUAAACAUGUGGCUAAGUCUCUAUUAUUCUGUUUCACCUCAUCCACAAAACCUCAAAAAGAGGAAAUAAAGCUCAUGUUGAGUGACCAAUUGCCUGAUUAAUAAAAUCAAAGUUUUAUGAUUGGAGGGGAUUUAUCUCUUCUUUCACUAGAUUCAGCAAGAACAGGAAGAUUUAGCAAUAGUUUUUUUUUAAGAUAAACAUCCAAUUUUGAGAGUCUUAACAGUUUAAGGAAGAAAAAGAAGAAAUCAAUUUUUAAACAAAAAAUUUUUCCUGUCUUUAGAUGAUACUGUAAAGAAAAAUAACUAGGAUUCAGUAUUUUAGGAACUUAGAAACCUUAGAAAGGUGAUGGGUAUGUGUGCCUUUCCCAAAGUUUUAUCUUAUUUUAGAAAUUAUUGACUUCAAUCAGAGUCUUUAGAGGAAUUACCAAUGAGAUAGUUACUACUGCCAUCAGAAUUCUAAAAGAUGAUUUCCUUCUGCUAUUUUUGCCCUAAAAUUCUGAGAGAGGAAAUUUUUUUUUUUUCUCUCAGAACUUUAACCUGCUGAUAUUAUUAGCAAAAACAUUUGAUAAAAUUGCAAGUGACUAUAAGAGAUAUUGAUUUAGGUGGGUGAGCUCUAGGCUUCAUGCCAAACUAAGCAUGUCUUGUAUAGUUGGAUUACUUUGGGAUAUGGGAAGGAAUUACAGGAAAGAUAGGAAAGCUAACAGUCCCUAGUGAUGGUAAUUAGGGCUUGCCUCUUGUCCUGGUAGGCCUUGGGCUGACCUUGUCUUUUGGGUGCAUGCCUUGGAAGACACCCAAAGUUCUGACCAUUGGAGAUCAUCUCGACAAGACAUAGCAGAAGAAGUCAGCCUCAUUGGGAGAUCUUCCAGCUCUGGGUAUACCCAACUUCUUUUUUGAAUUCACUGAAAUGGAAAUAUUUGUUCUUAAUACAUCUAUCUCCUUAGUGAUUAGAGAUGUGUAUAAAUUACUAUGUGGUCAGAUUUUUGAAGCUAUGUUUUUUUUCUCUGAUAUCCUUCUGGCUAAUCUCAACAUAGAUGGGAAGUAGGUGUCUGGUACAUGGAAUGGUCCAACAUUUUACAAAUCCUUUGUAUUUACUUCCUAGUGUUCAUAAGGGUCCAGCAUCAACCCAUGAUCAACUCAAGCCUCUGAAUACUUAGCAGAAGAACUUAAUAGUUUUGUUUUAGAUCUUGAAGGUAGCUCAUGUUAUUUAGGAAUCAAUUAGUUGUUUUCUUUUUUUUGAGUGGAAAAAAAAAAAGAUUUGAAAAGUGCCGUGCUGAUAGUUCCACAACCUUUCCAGAAAGGUUCCAAAAACCUAAAUUUCAACUAAGGCAUCAAUUGACGGGGACUGGGAAAUCCAAGGAGGUCGCUGAAGACUUACAGUGUAUGGUAUGAGACAUUUUAUGUUAUCACUAUAAUAUGAGAACAUAAGCCGGGAGAAUGAAGUACACAUCUGAUUUUUUUGUGUAAAAUUGCCUUGAAUAUUGUAGGCACCAUAAUGAGAUUGGUAAAUACUUUUUGGCAGUCUCCAAGUUGGACAGCCCAACAGAAUAGCAUCAUCUUUUGUUAGAAUAGAAACAUCUUGUCCAUUAUCAUCAGUUUUAAUGCUAUACUAGUAUUAUGUUCACUGAAAGAAAGGUGUUUCAACUUCCAUAGAAUUUGUAGAGUUAGUAACUAACCUGAUUUAGGAUGCUUCUGAAUUUCACACCAGUACUUCACUACAGAAUUUCUCAGAGAAUUCAGUAGCUUUUGUUCCAUACUCUUCUUGUUUUUGUAUUUUGCUGUCAUCCAUGACAAACCUCAGGAUUCAAAAGUUCAGAUUUUAACAAGUAAAUAGAAUUUGUUCAUUGAAAGAAAGUGCUUUUUGGGGCCUACUUGAUUUUGAAGGUAAUAAUUAGCUGAAUGCUUGAAAAAGGAAGUUAAAAUUAAGAUUAAUUUUUAUUUUAAUUUUUCAUAGACAAUAUGUAAUUUAUGUAUUCAAAAUUAUGUAUGAAUGCCUAAUAAUAAAAUGCUGGUAUUACAGUUAGGACCAGAGAUUAUCUAACAUGUUGAGGUUGCUUAUGUACUGAGUAUGUGCAUAUGAGUGUGUGUGUUUGAGAAGAUUUCAGAAAUGAAAAUUAGUGAACCAGAUGCUCUAUUUUUGUUUAGAAAUAAAAGUUUGUGGACUGUUAGGGAAAACAAAUAAGAAAAAAUGAUUACAUUAGAAAUGGUUGCUUUCAAAAUAGAAAACCUAAUUUGAAGUUAAAUUUAAAAUUUACUUUAGUUCUUGAUAUCUUUCUCAUUUUGAAUAAAUAUGUUUUAUUGGCAA